AGUGGGCCUAUAUUUUAAUGAUAUGAUCUUUGGACUGCCUAUGUCUCGAUCAGAAACUUGAACAUUUUUAAGCAUAUAUAAUAAUCACUACUUGAAAUCAUCUCCCACAUGAUUGAAUUAGUGUAGUACUACAGCUGGUUGAACGAACUAUGCCUAUAUAACAAAAUUUGCAUGACUUAGAUGUAUAUCUCAUAUAUAUUAAUCCUUAAACAUUAUAACUAUUGAGUGUAGACACGUAUUAUCAUUGUAUUAUCAUUAUGAUAAUGAUUCUCAAAUUUUUAGAAAAUAUGUUGGUCUAUCUAAAUGUAGAUUAUACUAUUUUUUAUUAAAUUAACUACCAUAUUGAUUAGUAGUGCAUGAAAAGAUAUUCUUCAUUUUUUCCUUAAACAAAAUCUACGAAGAUUAACAUAUAUAUGACAAUUAAUGAUUUUGAAUAAUAAAUAUAUGAUAAUAGUUUUUGUAUCCUCCAUCAUUUUUGUUUAAUUUAUAUCAUUAAAAAAUAAAAAAUCACAUUAACCAUAUAAUAAAAAUCUAGAUUUUUUUCUUAUAUGAUAUAUUUUAAUUUUUUAAACGACUAUAAAUUACUAAAUUGUUAAAAGUAUGAAAAAUUGGUGAACAGUGGCUUUAUUUUUUUGUUAUAAAAAUAUACAAAUGAUCAUAAAAUCAUAUGAAUAUGAAGUAUCAUUCAAUAGAUAUCAAAUUAUAUAUAUAUAUAUAUUUAAUAUCACUUAAAUUAAACUAUAUACCAUAUAUGUUAAUUUCAAAAUUUAACUAAAAAGGUAUUGCGGCCUGAAUAUUUUAAUUUUUAAAUUUGUAUUGAAUUUUUUAAAACGAUUAUAAAUUACUUAAAAAAAUAAAAAAUAUCACACUGAAAAUUUUGAUUAAUAGUUUAAUUUUUUGUUACAAAAAAUAUAAAAAUAUUAAUAAAAUCAUAUGAGUAGGAACUAACAAUGCUUAAUUAAUUGAGCUUUUACGAAACCAGUUUAUCAAUACCUUGGUUCGAUAUGCAUCAUCAUUAUAGUAUAUGUUUACAACAGGUAACACUAUUUGGACUUAUGAUAUGAUAUAAUUGCUCUAGAAAGAACGAAGUUAACAUGAAGCCAUCGUUUGUAACUAAAAUUUACUCCGCGCAUGCGGAUUAUCAACUAGUAUAUAUACAUAAAAGAGGGUCAUGACUAUUGUUUUUUCUGUGAACUUGGGGAGCACUUAAAGGGCAUGGUCGAUUUUACGUAAAGUCCCUCAUGUGCGAAGACGUCCACGCGCUACACUGCCCAAUAACACAAAUCAAUUUUAUAAGUAUCACAAAAAUAUGUUUACGUAAAACUCUAGUUAUGCGACCAUCUUGCAAUUCUCAAUGUAAUACUUUUAGACUUUUGGCUGUAUUAGAAUACUAUAAGAUGAUGUGUUACCAACUUUCGUUAGUCAUAGAUUGUAAUUAUGUGCACCUUUUAGAUGUAAUGUAAUUGUAUCUUCUUGGAGCAGGCUCUUUCAGUUUUGUUUUUAUUUCAUAAAAAACAUUUUUAUUUACUACAAUACUAUUUUUAUUUAUUUGUAUUCCAGCUAUACGUAUUGUUUUCUAGGUUAGGAUUAUUAUUAAAAACUGUUACCUUUUGUGAAAUUUUAAAUUCUGGAAAAUACAGAAUAUCAAUUCGUAACAUUGAAAAACAAUGACACAGUUGGUUAAAACUGCUUAUAUGUAAAUAUUAAAUCAAGUAAACAAAUAUUUCAGAUAUAAAGACACAUGUUUUCGUGGUUACCAACCAAAUUCUAUGUUUAUCUUUCUUUGUCAAUAAUUUACAGUAAUUUAGUAUUAUUUUGUUUUCAUUAUUAGUUACUAAUAUUAUAAAUUUAUAAUUAUUGAAUCCUUUCAACAUGCGUCACCGUAGAACGAGGGAGGCAUGCUUAUUUUUCUUUAUUGCACCGUCUAGUCUAUUUACUGAAAUAAACAAUACAUGAGUCCCUAUCGUUACAUAAUAAACUGAAUCUGCUUGCCACUAGAGAAGAUGGCCUGCUUCAUAUGGGUAGUGAUUGUUGUUCUAUAUAGUUGGAUUCAUAUAUAGCGAAAGCAACGGGUCCGGAAAUCAGAAAACUGCGUAUACAUAUAAGAUAUAUAUUUUCACAUGCUUCAUGUAGAAAAUAAAAUUUACCUGAUUAUAGAAAAUAAACUUAAAAGGUCAAUUAUUUACUCCCCCAAUAAAACGAAAUUAACAUUUUCUUCCUUAAAAAAACCCGAUAAACUAACGAAUUGCCUAGAAUUGGAAUGUGAAUAAAUUGGUCGGCUUCAUGACAAACACUUCGCUCCACGUUUGUGCUCAUCACUAAUAUUUUCUAUCCCAUCCUAUUCCUAGUUUUCGUAUUAAAUAUCGAUUCAGUUCGCAUUUAUUAAACUGACAUUUACAGUAUAAUUAUUUUGUAAUGCUAAUUUGUUACCCGCUGACAUCAAUUUUUUUUUUUGAACUAUGACAUCAAUACUUAUUUUAUCGAAUAUAUAUACAUGAUAUAUGGUGCGGUUUAUACAACUUUUAUUCUCAACAUCUAAUGAUUAAGAGGGACGUAUGUUUCUGUUCUUUUCUUUGACAUCGAGAGGAACUUGAAUAUAUAUAUAUAUAUAUAUAUAUAUAUAUAUAUAUAUAUAUAUAUAUAUAUAUAUAUAUAUAUAUAUAUAUAUAUAUAUUUAUUUUAUUUUUCUCCACUUAUAUACAAACAAUUUAUGUCUUAUUAUAUCCUAAACGGCUGAGAAAUGCCUUAUUUUAAUUUUACCAAUACAAUUCUAGCUGCUAGUUUGAAAACUCCUCUGUUUGAUUUAUACAAAAAAUGUUUGUUGUCAACCACCUAGCCAACAGAAAAAUAACCAAGUAGGUGAGAUUGUAGGAUGCGCAUCAAUUCCAAUAGUAACAAUUAUGAAUUUAAAUUAUAAAUAUAAAAUUAGUUUAGUUAUUUCCAACAUGAAUAAGAACACAUGCUAAUACCAUGUGAGGAAUUUAUUACCCAUGAUCUAACUCUCAUUCUUUAGCCUUUUUAAUUAGUAUCAUACAAGGAAAUUCGUAUAUAUGCGAUCCACCAAAAAGCCUAUGGUAUUUUAAAAAACUGGUGUAAAUAAUAUAUAAAUAUAUGAAAAAGGUGGCAUAUAAACAGUUGACGACAAUAUGGCAAAUCUAGAAUGAGAUAACGGCAAACGUAUAAAUUAGUUGGCACUGAUUUUAAUUUAGUCUACAGCCUAACCUAUACAACACAACACCAACUGAGUUUUUUUUUUUUUUUUUUUUUUAAGAAACCAACUGAGAUUUGUAUAGAUUAUAAAUUAUGUAUUCGUAUAUAAUUCCGCAGUUCUUUCGUAUCCAAUAGUAACAAAUAGUAUCAAUAUAAUAAUUGAUUUUUAAUUUUUUCUUUUCUUGGUUUAAUCAUAUACUCAUUCAUCUAUGAUCCAUAUAUAACAAGUAUCCGUGGUCCUGUGUGGAGUGGAGAUUUAUUGUUGGAGUAAAUACUGCACCCGAUCAAUUUGGCUCAAGUAAACCUGAGAUUAUGCAGACUUCAUGUGUAUACCACAUUUUUCGUCCCCUGAAGUCUAUACUUUACCAUAUUAAAAGUAUACACUGCUAAACAUUUUCCGACUGAUGAUUGCACAUAUAAAAUGUUAAGUAUAAAUGAUAUAUUCUAUACUUUACCAUAGUAAAAUACAACAUCGAUGACCGGCCACUUUUUAGAUAAUCUGAGGAUUAUGUAGCAUUCAAGAAUCAACAUGGUCUUAUGAGACUCAGAAACAUCCAUGGAAGUAGAAGAAUUUAGUCGAAAAUGUGGGAAAAGACUUACCGCAACGGAGGAAGGUGUCCACAUAUACGUGGAGGAGCGAAGCGAGAGGAGUUAGUGUUGUGUCAUUAAGAUAAGGGAGAGUGACAAGAAAGUAGAGGGAGAGGCUAACAUGAGCAAUGAAGUUUUAGAUGUUACGUGAUUAUAAAUCCAAAAUAAUAUGUGCAUCCACGCACCGAUCACCAUUGAUCCAAUAUUCCUAUCUAAUCUCUACCACUCCAGUUGAUUUUUUUUUUUGAACUCUUACCACUCUAGUUGAUUUGUUAUUUAAUUUCUUAAUUAUCAUAAUUCAGUCUAUAUAAACGUUGAACUUUAUCGGACUUUAUAAAAGGAUUACGUUACCAAUCAAAAUGACCUAACUAAUACUCAUAUAUACAAUUAAUAUUUUUCUAAUUUACGACUUCUAAAUAUAUCACACUUUUCACCAAACGUGAAUGUCAUUACACGUCGCUUUUGUUUUACUACACAAUCAUUCAGUAACCAUAUUGGUUACUAUUAUACUUUUGUCACAGUAACAUAUUAGAUUGUAAGGUAGUAACUAUAUAAAUUAAAUUUUGUUGUUUACUUAGAAUUAUAGUCAGAAUUUUCUGACAUAACGAAUUCCUCCACGUCUUUCGUCUUUCUUGCUGUGAUAUAAUAUGGCAGCUAGUGCUUUCUUUUUGAUUAGUUAACCCAUUUAUAACCUUCUGCACUAUAUAGUAAACGCAUCCAGAUUUUAAUUUUGAAAGUAAUUUAGUUAUUGGUCUAUUUUCUGGGGUUUGUUGUUACUUUUCUUUGCCAACAUUUUUACGAAAGCCAAAAGUCAACAACCGUUGACUUAAACGUAGACUUUUCUGGUCAUACAACGAGGACGAUAAUAUCUGUUAAGGAUAAAUUCUUUUGACGUUAUAUAAUCGUUGAAGUCUGAAGAUGGAAGUCAAUAACUACAAAUAUAGGUGGGUUGAAAUCAAAGUUGAAUUGGCCUACUGGUAAAUGAGUUGUAGAUGUAACUAGUGGUACUUGAAUUCAAUUCAAGUUGAAAAAUACUAUUUACAAUGUUUGGAUUCCCACCAAAAGUGUAAAAACAUUUUUUUAAUACAGGUGGGUUGAAAGAAACACACAAGAAAAUAAAAGAAGUUUCUUAAAAAAACAGUUAGGCAAAAGUUAGCAUAUGAUAUCAAUUAUAAUCAUUCCCAUGACAAAGUGGCAGAUAAUAUUUUCAUAAAACGAACUCUUAUACCAUUCAUUUUCUAGAGAAAAAAACUUAUAUGAGUGUAACAAAUUCGAACAAAUAAAUUAAAAUUGAUCAUAGACAAAUAGAAUUUUUGGAAUUCAAAGCAAUUGUAAAAUGCAUUUUAGAAUGUUUACGUGUCCUAGUGGCAUUGGAUGAUGAUGAAACGUACUCCGAGAAAUGCGGCUGUUUGCCGAUCUCUUUACUUCAGAAUCACUUGUUUUUUACAAGUGCAGCAUCUCAUUAUGUUCUUUCACAAUAUGAUUUUAUUAUACAUAUCUACAUCAAUAAAUGUGAUUGUAAGACUUUUUUUGUUUACUUGCUUAACUAGCAAAUACCAUACCAGUCAUGUAACUAAUACAGUAACAUAUUACACAUCUGAUUUAUUGAUGCUUUGGUCGAGUAUUUAGAGCAUCUUCAAUGAAAUUUGGAAUCCUAAACAUACGUAUAUAUAUAUAUGUAUAUAUUAUAUAUGUACAUAUAAUUGUGGGGUCUAAUUUUAUAGAAAAUUCAAUCUAUUUUCUUUUUUAAAUAACUUUAAAUUGGUUUUUCCACAAAACCAUGGACCCAAUAAUUAUAUAUAUAUAUAUAUAUAUGUGUUCAGGAUUCCAAUGGGUAGAAUUCCGAUAGGAGGUUCUCUUAUACUCUAGUGAGAUAUUUAUUGUAACACGGCAUGGCCGAAAGAAGAUAAUACAAACUACAAAGCCACUUUUUAUACUCAAGGUCAAAAACUUAAUGGUGAACUCGAUAAUUAACUAAUAAGAUUAUCUAAUUAAAAGUACAAGACUUGGCCGUAUAUAUCUCGAUCCAUGACUCUCUAUAUUAAUAUAAAGUUACUUAUAUCCUUCAUCACCCUCGAAUAUGUAUAUUGUUAUAAUUUGUUCAUUAUAUAAAGAGGGUACAAAUCUGAUCUUCCUCUUUCUUUAACAUGAAGAAGUGGUCGAAGAUGUUUACAUUCUGAAAAGUCAGCGUCUCUUACUCUCGUUUCAUCAGCCAUUCUACUUUUUAUUCUCCUACUUUUUCCAAGAAAAUUACAAAAAUUUCCCAGGAGAAUAAUCCAACAUCACUGAUUAGCAACCAUUCUUUUCCCAUUCUUUUUUAAUUUGCUAUUUUCGUUGUGUAUAUAUAUCAUAUAUACAUAUAUAUAAGCACACACAAACGGAUUAUACAUACAUGUUAUGUGCAGCGUCUCUGCAUCUUUAGACAUGGACAACUUCCAAGGAGACCUAACAGACGUUGUACGAGGUAUCGGGUCAGGACACGUUUCAUCAUCUACUGGGCCAUCUCCGAGCAGUUUGUCUCCGCCACCGAUUUCAGAUGUCCCCUCCGUCGCUAGUUGUCAGAUAAAUCCCUUCGGCGACCCGUUCGUAAGCAUGGCAGAUCCUCUCUUCAACCUCACGGCUAACAAAAGCAACAACAGCUUCGAAGUCUUUCCAGAGGUUUCUGAGGAUGAUCACAUCAAGAGUAAAUGCAGUGUCUUCCCAAGAAUCCAGAUCUCACAAAGCAACAUCAUCCAGGAUGCCUCCAAGUGUAGUUCCCCAGCUAUGGCCGUCUCCUCCGCCGUCGCAGCAGCUUCGCCGUGGGGAAUGAUCAACGUUGUCAGCACUAACAGUCCAAGAAACUGUUCAAUGGUCGAUAAUAGUAACAACACGUCAUCUUCUUCGCAGAUUCAGAUCUCUUCUUCCCCUCGGAAUCUUGGCAUAAAGAAGAGGAAGGGGCAGGGAAAGAAAGUGGUGUGCAUACCGGCUCCAGCCGCCAUAAACAGCCGGUCCAGUGGGGAAGUAGUUCCGUCUGAUCUGUGGGCUUGGCGUAAGUACGGUCAAAAACCAAUCAAAGGUUCUCCUUAUCCUAGGGGUUACUACAGAUGUAGCAGCUCGAAAGGUUGUCCAGCUAGGAAACAAGUGGAACGUAGCCGCACCGAUCCAAACAUGUUAGUCAUUACUUAUACAUCUGAGCAUAACCAUCCAUGGCCCACUCAACGCAACGCUCUCGCUGGCUCUACUCGUUCUUCUAUCUCCUCCUCUUCAAACCCUUCUUCCAAAUCCUUAACUUCAAUCGCAACGGCAACUACCUCUUCCUCAUCCAGAGUCUCUCAAAACAAAGACGAACCCAAUAAGUCCCACUUGGCCUCCUCCUCCACCCCUCCUUCUCCUUAUGUGGCUGCGGCUGUUAAGGAGGAGGACGUUGAGGAGCGUCAGAACAAAAUGGAGUUCGAUAAUGAUCCUGACAAUACCUAUAGACCGGAAUUUCAACAUCAGCCGGAGGGUUUCUUCGCCGAUCUUGACGAGCUAGAGGAAGAUUCUUUAACUAUGUUACUCUCUCAAGGAUUCUCAGGUGGAGGUAACCUAGAGAACAAAACGACGAUUCCCGACGUUUUUAGCGAUUUCUUUGACGACGACUCCUCAAGGUCGUUAUAAAAAUUCGUAUAAUGUAUACAUAUGUAGAAAUGAAUUUUUCAUGAAUUUCGUGUAAUUCGGUUGAGCUAAAUGCAUAUAUUAGCCCUGGUGUACAUCACAGGCAUCUGUAGUCGAUGAGGGUAAUCUCUUCAUUUACCAUACAAUUUUUUAAUGGUGGGAUCCAUCUCCUAUAGUCAAAAACAAAAUUUCAUUGGUUUUAUGAGUUCCAUGUGCCUUUCUUCUUUUAUAAAUGCUUUUGAAAAAUUUAAAAUUAUCAAAACUAUAUAUAUUAUUUUUCAACAUGAAGACACAUACCAUAAUCCAGACUGAUUAUAAAGCUUGUGAAAAAUUAUAUAUUAUUCAUUCGAAACAUCAAUGCAUGGUAAUCAGUACAUAGUUGCUCCAAAAAAGGUAAUCAGUACAUAAUUUCUUAUAGAAAUCGUAAUAAGAAAACCUCAAAAUUGACUUUCGAUACAAGUCAUUCGAGCUAGUUACAAUAUAUUCAAAGAGGUGAUCACUUAUGAUCUUCUUAUGAAGACGAUAAAUGUAUUUUGGGGUCAUGUACCCAUUUACUUGUUUAUCACUUGUAACCCAUUUACUCUAAAUCAAAUACAGUAAAUGAUAUAUUUAUAUAUAUACGGAUUGAACAUUCUGAUUCAGAUUUCUUUCAUAUAUUUGGAUGUAUGGGAAUAGAGUUAUGUCGUCAUGAUGAUUAGAGUUGUCCAAUCUCAUAUAAUAUGUGUAUAUACUAGUUUACGAAAACUGGUCAUGAUGGUGAGAAUAAUACUGACCAUGCAUGUGGAUGAUCUUGGAAGGCAGGAAGAAAACCCUAGUUUCAUGGCUUUUCCUACGGGCCGAUAUAAAUGAGAAUCCCGUAAUAAUAGUUAUAAUAGUUUAAUAUAAUAGUGUGUUUUUAACAAAUUGAUAUAAUAAUUUGUUUAUGACAAAUUGAUAUAAUAAUGUGUUUUUUAUUCAUUCUGCCUUGUGAGUCUGUGACUGGUUCGGGGGGGGGGGGGGGGGAAACAACUGCAUCAUUUAAGUACCGUCUUAUUACACAUAAAGGCCAUCUAAUAAUUAUUGGAGUUUGAUCAAGGGAAAAACUAGCUUUUUUUUUACUUCUGUAAGACAUACUUUAUUUAAUUCGAAUAAUUAUUUGAAUGUUAAUCACCGUUAGAGUGAAAGGAUUAUGAGAGUGUGUGUGAGAUCUCAACUUGUGAUCAAAAUUAUUCUGGAAAUAGUGACCUUAAGUUUUGUCAAAUCCAUCGGACUCUGAUUGAUAGAAAGAAAAGUUGCAUCACAAGUACUCGAUUUGCUGAGAGAAAAGAACAGUCGAAUAUUACACGUUUAAUUAUCAUAAUAUUUACUUUUCUAUGGUUUUUAUUCUCUCACGAUCGGACAUUGAGAAUGAGAGGCCAGUGUGGAUUUGGAUGAAGAUUUAGUGGGAAACUUGGCUUAUGGAUGGUACUAUUUGGCGUUACCUUCUUUUAGAUUAGUGAAAAUGUUUACCUUUUCUAUAUUUUGGGCAUAAUUAUGGGAAUUUUUUGAAUUUAUAUUUCAAAGGUAAGAAUAUGAUUAAAG
Molecule: messenger RNA, 8991 nt
Organism: Brassica rapa (field mustard)
Lineage: Eukaryota; Viridiplantae; Streptophyta; Magnoliopsida; Brassicales; Brassicaceae
Product: probable WRKY transcription factor 35
Biological process (GO): regulation of DNA-templated transcription
Cellular component (GO): nucleus
Molecular function (GO): DNA-binding transcription factor activity; transcription cis-regulatory region binding
Source: RefSeq, a predicted model, not a curated record